AUGGCUCCGGGGCAGGGCCCUGGGGCAAGAGGAGCUGGAGCGAGUCAACCAGGCCAUCGGGGCCAGGCAAAGCGAGGUGGAGCUGCUCGAGACAGCCCGCGAGUACAGCUUGCACAAGGCAACCCCUUGGGUACCUGCGACCCCGCCACCGGCAAUGCCGCGGGCCUGGACAAGGACGCCUUUCUGCCAGCCUUUUACUACAACUUCAGCGGCCUAUUAAACCCUGAUGCCUGCUACCAGCCAACUCCGCUGGCCACCCCCGCUGAGCUGGGCAGCAGGUACUCACUGGCAUCCCUGGAGAAGGGCCCGGGCACAGGCGGAGGGGGCGACAGUGCCCAGGCGUAUGUGCCCAAGGCUGUGAGGCAGCCCUGACAGCACAGCUGCCCCGUCACCAGCGACAAGUAUGUGGUGGACAACUCCAAGUCAUCCACUGAUCUGGAGGAUGAUCCGCUCUCCCACUACUCGGGGCACCUCAGCAGGGCCAGCUCCAAGGAUGAGAGGGCCACCAAGUGGCCCAGAGGCUUCCGCAGCAGCAAGCUCUACAUACCUGCCCUCAAGAAGCCCUGCGACCCCUUCGGUGACUGCAAGUUCAGGUUGUCGAACUCUGAAGAUGAUGCAGCCAUGGUUCGGGUACUGCAGUGCGAUGUGUGGGGGAUCUUGGGCCACCCCCGUAGAGACCAGACUGGGCGGCCCCUCCAAGCCCUCCUCCCCACCCAAGGCAUGGCAGGAUUGGGGCUGCCCCCAGGAGGAAACACCCAAGAGGAAGAAGAGCAGGCCACACCAGGCCCUGGCCACAAGAAUGGUGCCUGGAAGAAAGACAAGACCAAGGACAAAGGCCAAUGGCAGCCUGUGGAGAAGCCCCCAGUGGACAGGCCAGCAGCAGGCACGAGGCAGAGUGGCCGGAAGGGACCAAGAAAAAGCCAUCUUCGGCCACCCAGGUGGCCAGUGGAGCCCCCAAGAAGGGUUCCAGCGGUGCCCCCAGCCUGGCCCCCGACUGCCCAGGAGAUGUGCUACCUGCGUGCGCAGCAGGCACAGAGGGAGUCGGCCAGCUGGCUGGAGGCUCAACCGGCCAGGCUGGCGGAGAAGUCCUUUUCAUUCCACAUCUCAGCACCUGGCGAGAAGACGAGGAUCACCCACGUCCCCAACCCCUACUUGGUCACAGCCCCCGUAGGUGCCAGUAAGACCCUCGCGGCCAGCGGUAGCCAGCCUUCCCACGGUCCAGAGGCCGGCCGCCAGCCGCUGAAGACUCGCACACUCUCCAGGAUGGCAUCCAAAACCUCCAAAACCACCACCACCGUCACCCCCAAGCUGGUCGCUCGCAGCCGAAGUUCAAAGAAACCUAUUAUCUUAAAAGAGUUUGGGGACAAAGUCCCCACCGUCAUCCGGCGGCGCUAUCUUCUCCUCUUCAUCGAGGAGUGUCUGAAAUUCUGUGCCUCCAACCAGGAGGCCGUAGAGAAGGCGCUGAACGAGGAGAAGGUGGCCUACUACCGCAGCCCCAGCGAGAACAUCUACCUGAAUGUGGCCAUGAACACCCUUAAGAAGCUGCGAGGCCUGGUCCCCAGCACCGUGCCCGGGCUCAACAGGGCCGCCCUGUACAGCCGCCUGAAGGAGUACCUGCUCACCGAGGACCAGCUCAAGGAGAACGGCUACCCCUUCCCGCACCCCAAGCGACCAGCGGGUGCCGUCAUCUUCACCGCCAAGAAGCAGCAGCCUCAGAACUCGUCUUGCAGGAUCUGCUGCCGCUGCGGCACUGAGUACCUCGUGUCCUCCUCCGGCCGCUGCGUCCGAGCCGAGGAGUGUUAUUACCACUGGGGGCGGCUCCGCCAGGACCCAGUGGCAGGACGCUGGGAGACACGGUACAGGUGCUGCUUGGCUGCCCCCAGCUCUGUGGGCUGUCAGGUAGCAAAACAACACGUGCAGGAUGGCCGGAAGGAAAGCCUCGAGGGUUUCGUGAAGACCUUCAAGAAGGAACUCUUAGAAGACGCUCACCCAGGAAUUUACGCCCUGGACUGUGAGAUGUCUUACACCACGCACGGCCUGGAGGUGACCCGCGUCACGGUGGUCAACACAGAGAUGCAAGUGGUUUAUGACACCUUUGUCAAGCCCAUCAACGAGAUCGUCGACUACAACACCAGGUUUUCAGGGGUGACGGAGGCUGACCUCGCCAACACAAGCACCAGGCUGCGGGACGUCCAGGCAGUCCUGCUGAGCAUGUUCAGCGCAGACACCAUCCUCAUUGGACACAGCCUGGAGAGCGACCUGCUGGCCUUGAAGGUCAUCCACAGCACCGUGGUGGACACGUCUGUGCUCUUCCCCCACUACCUGGGCCUCCCCUACAAGCGUUCCCUGCGGAAUCUCACGGCCAGCUACCUCAGACACAUCAUCCAGGAUAACGUGGACGGGCACAACUCCAACGAGGACGCCGUCGCCUGCAUGAGCCUGGUGUUCUGGAAGGUCCGAGAAGACGCCCAGAGCAAGUGAUGACACCCCUCCCCCACCCUGCCGCUCGCCUGCUGCCCCGCCCGUCCUUAGCCCCAGGCCUCUCAAAACAGUGCAGUAAGUCUCAACAGCUAACCUUGU
This is a messenger RNA of Propithecus coquereli (Coquerel's sifaka), 2580 nucleotides long. RefSeq names its product RNA exonuclease 1 homolog. Gene Ontology annotation, cellular component: nucleus. The record is from RefSeq and is a predicted model, not a curated record. Gene Ontology annotation, molecular function: nucleic acid binding; exonuclease activity. NCBI's taxonomy places the organism in Eukaryota, Metazoa, Chordata, Mammalia, Primates, Indriidae.